Molecule: messenger RNA, 2520 nt
Organism: Naegleria lovaniensis
Lineage: Eukaryota; Heterolobosea; Eutetramitea; Acrasida; Naegleriidae
Exons: 1
Coding region: 1-2520 (839 amino acids)
Source: RefSeq, a predicted model, not a curated record
AUGGGAAUGUUCAGUAAAGUAAAAGCAAUCAAGGAAAGAAAGGCCAAUAUUUGGUCUCAUGGUCCUCCUGUACCUUCAUCCAAUUGUUCUCCAAUGCAAGGUCAGGGAGAAGCAUGUGAAUCCAAAAAGCAGAAACAUACAUGUAAAGAAUCUACAAUUGUACUUCCACCUCCAGUUCUAUCUCCACAGCAACAAGUUUGGAGUGGCAGUGUUGCUGCAGGAGGAGUUCCAACCACUUUGAAUCCAACUGUCAGUUUACCUUUGGACAAGUAUUUGGAAAUUCUGCAACAAUUUCAACAACAACAAAAGUUUUUGGAAGAACACUUUGAUGAUUCUGUCAUAUCAGCUGAUGAUCAACCCUAUAUUGUGAGAUCUAUGGACAUUAAAGGUAGUGAGAAUCAUGUUCAAAAGGCAGACGAUUCAGUUCCUCUGAAGGAUUUAAUUGGAAAGGACGAACCAGUGGUUCACAGUUGUAAAUUUGAGGUGACCUACAUGGUUGACAUUUUGGAGAAUGUGUCCAAGAAGCAAAAAGCUAUUUUGCAAAAGAACAACCUCUUGUUGAGCAAAAAGUUGUGGACUCAAUGUGUUCUCUUAUCCAACGUUCAACGUAGAAUUGCUUUGAGAAACUGUGUGGUGAAAUACUUGGGAAAUGAGAGUAACGAAACUGACAAGGUAAAUUGUCACGUUUCAAUUGACGGCAAUGAUAUCAUUCUCCUCACUGAUACUGCAGGUCUCUAUGAAGUCAAAUUGAACGUUGAUGUCAAUUAUUCAAAUAUUGAAAGUCUUAAGAACGAGACUUCUCCAAGACAAAUCUCCCUUAGUCUUCCAAACGCGGUCACUAGCAAUUUUGAAUUUUUGAUCAUGACUGAGAAGUGUCAAGUGAAAAUUACCCCAGCACUCUUUUUUGAGCAGUCAAACAUUUCACUCAAUGAUAAGACCAUCACAAGAAUAUUCACACAACUACCCUCGUUGAGUUCUUUGAAUAUUGAAUGGACUCCUGAGGUCACCAACAAAAUUGACAAGAUACUCCAAGAAUCAGUUACCGAAGAGAAGGAAUCCGAUGAAGUUGUUAAAGUGGCUUUACCUGUAUCCAUCAGCUCAACUCAAAACUCGAGCUGUCUCAUCGGAGAAGGUGUCAUUAACACCAAGAGUAGAUUUGAGUACUCGAUCGUCAAUGGAAGUAUCACAUCUUUAGAAAUUGCAAUCAAUCCUUUUGGCCUCCCUUUCAGAAUUAUUUCUGUCACUGGCUCUUCCAUUAAGGAAUGGCACCUUGUGAGCGAGGAAAAUAGUGGAGAAGGCUUGAAAGAUGAACAACUCGAAGAUGCUCAAACCUUUGUCAAUGCAAGAAAGAAGCUUGUGGUUACCUUCUCAAGAGAGAUUGAGAGCUCAUACACUUUGGAAGUUACUCAUGAGGCAGAUAUGGGUGGAACGUCUGCAUUGGUAAAGACACCAUCUCUCUCCACAUUGAAUACUGUUAGAGAGACUGGUACACUUGCCAUUAUUGCCAAGACUGUGAUUGAAAUUGUUGAAAAGUCCAGAAAAUACUUGAGAAAGAUUGAUGUCUCCGAAUUGCCACAUGUCCACAAGCAAUCAGGCUUUCCAAUCUUGAUGGGUUACAGAUUCCUCGAGAAUCAACACGAAUUGCAAUUGGAUGUAAUUCGUCACGCAGACGUUGCCGUUCUCUCAACAAGCGUUGAUAAUUGCAAGUAUAGCAUCACCUUAUCCAGUGACAAGUUACUUCACAAAAUGUCUAUGAGUGUCUACAAUACCACCAAACAAUAUCUCAGAGUGUCAUUACCAAAGCAAUUGGCUGGUGCAGAAGUGUGGUCCACUACAGUUGACGGCUCAACUGUUAAACCUGGUCAAGAAGUUCGUGGAGAUGUCAAAACCAUUCUAAUUCCUCUCAACAAGAAGCAAGCAACCACAGCCAUGAACAUUGAUUUUACCUUCACUGUUCCAUCCAAAGUAAUGAGUUCUUCUGGUACAAUUGAUGUCACCCUUGCCAAAAUUGACUGUCCAAUCAGCAAAUUGAACUUGGCAGUGUUCUUACCAAAAGGAUACAAGUAUGGAGAAUUUGAAGGAAAUAUCCAGGAAAUUAAGAAUUCAUUCCUUACGAACACCAUCUCUGACUCUGUGGUUGGUCUCAAGAGAUUUGCAAAGAAAAAGCAAUUCUCAAAUCAAAAAAUCGCUCAAGUCAGUGAGGCCUUUGAAAAUGAAAUUCAACAAGAGUUCUAUGACAGUGGUGUGAAUCCAGUCAACCUUUCCUCCUUAGACACCACAAGUGGUCAAAUCAAAUUCUCUUUCCAAAGAAUUCUCUUAUUGGAAAACGAAGCCAUUGCCACUUCUGUCAAGUACAAGGAAAUCACCAAAUAUUGGUUCCAAAGAAGAAACCUUACUGGAUUCCGACCAACGACCAUUAUUUUCUUCUCAUUGAUCAUUCUCUUCAUUGCCAUUGUAGUUUAUUACAAGUUGAUGCGUACCAUUGUGGUUGAAGCAAGUGAUUCCUCCUCACAAAACUAA